Ambispora leptoticha is the source of this 1602-nucleotide messenger RNA. NCBI's taxonomy places the organism in Eukaryota, Fungi, Glomeromycota, Glomeromycetes, Archaeosporales, Ambisporaceae. The record is from the annotation of a GenBank genome assembly.
AUGUUUCGCAAGGAACGAGGAAAACUUUUAAAUAUCAAAAGCUUUCUUUCUCGAGGAACAUAUUUUUUGCUUUUAUUUACGUGUUUGUUAGAAGCAGAUGCUAAAGUCUCAAAUAAUAAUACUAUUGCUACUAAUAGACUCCGAGGAAUUCCAAAGUCAAAAAUACACCUAUACGAACAGACAGACGCGGAUUGGGCGUGUUUAGACGGUUCAGCUAGAAUACCAUAUGACGCUAUAAAUGAUGAUUUUUGUGAUUGUACUUCUGCAUGUAUGAAUGGACGAUUUUAUUGUGAGAAUGAAGGUCAUAUUCCCGCGUACAUCGAUUCUUUUCGUGUUAACGAUGGAAAAUGUGAGCCGGAAUGUUGUGAUGGCUCAGACGAAUAUGACGGAAAAAUCCAAUGCCCAAAUAGUUGUGAACAAGUCGGUGCCGAACAUCGUGAACGAUUAAGGGAAAUUGCGAGAAUACAGGCCGAGGGCGCUCGAAUAAAACGAGAAUAUAUCGAACAUGGUAGAAAGUUAAGAUCAGAGCAGCAAGCAAAUUUAGAAAGGUUGCAAGUCGAACUCGCUGCCGCGGAAGCAAGAGUGAAAGAGCGUAAAGAGGCUUUAGAAAAAGCUGAAGAGGAAGAAAGAAAACAGAAACAACUUAACACAAAAACAACUGCCAGACGUGAAGCACUAAAGAAAUGCAAAGAACGCGUUGAAUCAUUACAUGAACGCAUCGAUAAACUACACGAAAACAUUGAUACAUUGCUCAAAAUUUUCAGAGAUCUAAAAAAUGAUCAUAACCAAAAUUACCAUGACAUGGCUGUCAAGACUGCGAUUGCGGGUUAUGAUGAGUUUCUCAAAGAAUAUGAGAACGAAAGAGACGAGAAUUUGUCGGAUGAAUUAGAUGAUGAAGAUAAUGAUAAUGAAGAUAACGAAGCAGAAGAUAUAACACCACCGGGACAUUCACUUGAAAAAGAUGAAUCUUCACUUCUAGGGUCAAUAAUCGAUGCAGCUAAAUCCACUUAUAAUGAUAUUAUGGAAUCCAUUGGUUUAGAUGUUUUCACUUUUUCCAACGGGACAAAACAAAAAUCCGCAGUUUCUGGAAUUUCUAAAGAGGUUAUAGCUGUACGUGAUAGUCUUAAUACAGCAGAAAAUGAACAACGUGAAAUCGAGAAUCAUAUCAAUGACAUCAAUGGCAAACUUGCCAGAGAUUACGGACGCAACGAUGAAUUUGCAAAAUUAGACGGUGAAUGUUUUGAACAUGGUACUGGAGAGUACACGUAUUCGUUUUGUCUAUUUGGUAGAGCAACUCAACGUAGCAAUAAGGAUUAUUCAUCCACAGAUUUAGGCAACUAUGGACGAUGGAUCGGAGCCGAAUCUCAAGACGAUCCUGCAUAUUACACUAAACAAAUUUACGAGCAUGGAGUAAAAUGCUGGAAUGGUCCAGCGCGAUCUCUUAAAGUAACAUUUGAAUGCGCGUCUGAGAAUAAGAUUGUUGCCGUGUCUGAACCAGGAAAAUGCGAAUACGUGAUGAAAAUGAAAACUCCGGCUGUUUGUCCCGAUGGUGAAGAAGAUAAAAAUAAUCAAAAGAAUGCUGGGGCUCAUGAUGAACUAUAA